Labeo rohita (rohu) is the source of this 1228-nucleotide messenger RNA. RefSeq lists its product as uncharacterized. Lineage: Eukaryota; Metazoa; Chordata; Actinopteri; Cypriniformes; Cyprinidae. Gene Ontology annotation, cellular component: MHC class II protein complex. The record is from RefSeq and is a predicted model, not a curated record. Gene Ontology annotation, molecular function: MHC class II protein complex binding. Gene Ontology annotation, biological process: positive regulation of T cell activation; immunoglobulin production involved in immunoglobulin-mediated immune response; antigen processing and presentation of exogenous peptide antigen via MHC class II. The transcript has 4 exons. Bases 77 to 817 code for a protein of 246 amino acids.
AUUUUAUGUUUGGUUUUAACAGGAAGACAUUGGCUUUUGGUUACUUUCUGUAAACCAAACUGCGUGAAUUGCAAUCAUGAUCAUUCAGACAUUCAUAAUAAUAUUUCUGCUUUCUCCUCAGAUCUCCAUGUGGACAGACUACCAGACAGUAAAUGUCCUGGCCUACACACGGGUGAUGAAGAAUGGUUCAAUAGACCAGUCAGUGGUUGUUUUGGUGAAUGAAGCCACAUUUGCAUACUUUGAUCAGGCAAAUAAAACGUUUGUCUUGCGUCCCAGUGCAAGCGCUGGCUUCUCAGUUUUAGAAGACAGCGAUCAAUCAUUCUGCAUGAAUGAGGUGGCAGCAGGAUUUAUUCGACAAACUGAUUACCUGGAAAAACUCAAACAAAAAACAAAUUCAUCGAAAUCACUUUUGGUACGCCCUUCGGUCAAUGUGUAUACUGAAUUUCCUGCAAAACAAGGAGAAGUAAACAUCCUUUACUGUUAUGCCACUGGGUUUUACCCUGGUGAGAUUGAAAUAAACUUUUAUCUAAAUGGCCAAAAGUCCACUAUAAAAGCAGAGACCUCUGACUUAAUGUAUGGGGAAGACUGGACCUUCAGAGUGUACAAGUAUAUGGAUAUCACUCCACAUUAUGGAGAUGAGUACAUAUGUGAAGUGAGACACAGCAGUAUGGCUGAACCUAAAAUUACAAAGUGGAGGCCUGAAUUUUCAGUAUCCACAUCACAUUUCCACUGGGCUUAUUUGGUACUUCCUGGCAUCCUGUUGGGCAUCAUGGCAUCUGUGCUGAUUUUAAAAAGAAAACGGCGUUCUCAAUUAUAAUUGUGCUUUGAAAAACGGAACUUUAUGGCUUAUAUAGAUGAGUACAGUAUAGAAUUCAUUUAUUUAGGUAUAAUCCAUUACAGUCUCCUUAAAUUAUUUUAUUUAAUCUUCAGUUUUAAAUUUUAUUCCGUAAAUCUGUGUUUGCAAUUUUUAUCUCUGGUUUAACAGACAAGGCUUAAAGCCUAGUCCCAGACUAAAAUGCAUUUCUGAGCCAUCUUAAACAGAGGUGUAAUGUAUUUGUGUAAAUGUAAUUAGUUACUGUACUUGAAUAUCUUUUUGGAUACUAUGUUUUACUGAGUAUCAAAGAUUGUAGCAACUUUUACUCUCUACAUCACUACAGUUUUUGAAUAAGCAUUUGUUCUCUUUACUCCACUACAUUUGUAAUGAGUGCUGCAAUUAAACAUUACAUUU